UUGUUCUUUAUACUCGGUUUGUCUGAUUCACACGUUAAUGUUAGUCGAAUGCUUCUAAAUAGGGCAAAUGAAUCCCCACAAACCCUAACUUUAUUCAUUUCACUAACACACUCAGUCCCUAAAUUUCCCAGCUUUAUCUCACCAAGCACGCUCUUACGUUGUUAGAGAGAGACUGAAAGAAGAUAAAGAAAUGUCAAACCUCAAUGUUGUCAGCAGUAACAUGUCAGAAAGUUGUAGGUGUGAUGAAUUGGUAGAGAGAAGCAAGAAAGAUGAAAUGAGGUGUGCCGAGUUAGAAUUUAAGCUUAAGAAGAAAGAUGAGCAAUGUGAAGCACUUGAGGCUAAACUCAGGGCACUUGAAGGUGAGGUGGAAGUUUUGAGGGUGUCUAGUGAAGGGCGUAAGGAGAAAAAAGUUGGCAAUGUAAAAGAUGGAGAAGUGAACACGGUUAUUGAUUUGACAGAUGAUAGUGAGAUUGAACAACUAUUGAUUGAAAACAGUGUUUUGGAAUGUGAGAAGAAAAAGUAUAAGAGUGAGGCUGAGGUCUGGAAAGACAGGUACUGGAAACUGGAAUCAUGGGCCUCACAGUUGAAGCCGGAAAGUGGCUGUUAUUACCAUGAAGAAAAUGGAAAGAAGGAGGAAAGUGGUGUGAUUAGGACUGGUGGUAGUUCGCAUCUAGAACCAAUUAUGGAUUCUAGAGUGCUAAGUGUUGGGAGAGUUAAAAGGAAAAUGACAUUUGAGAUUGAAGAGAGACCCAGCAAAACGAUGGCUCUAUCUGCACCCUUUGUUGCAAAAUCUGCUUCUGUUUUUGCAACUGAUAUCCUUGACAGUGAUGAUGAACCCAAUAUUCCCCAACACCCUUUCCUAGAUAGUGAGGGUAGCGGAGAUACUUUUGUAACAUCGUGUUUUCCUGGAGAAAAUGAGAAGAUUUCUAGCAGUUAUGCCAAAAACAAUGAGGAAGAUAGGAAUUCUGGUGAAGAUUUACCUUUUGUGGUAACACCUAAGAGGAAACGAAAUUGUAAUGUUGUCUCAAGUGAGUCAGAAAAUGACAAUGAUGAUGUGCCGAUUAGUAAAUUAAAGAGGAUGCAUAUUCAGGAAGUAAGACCUAAUGAAGUCAGAUGUGACACAAAUAACUUUGUAGCUGCUUCUGCUUCAGCAGUCGACAAGGUUAUCGGGACUGUAACACCUAGGCAGCGUAUAAUGCCACUCAGAAAAUUGGCCAAAAAAAGUCAAGAAGGUAGAACAGCGUAUACAUCUAGUAGGGCCAAACAUCAACAAUGUAAUCUGAAAAAUGCUGCUGCUGAUGAUGAUGAGUCACAAGAGGAUUUGUCUGACUGUGAAGAUGAAUGCAUGAGUGAUUUUAUUGUUGACGAUUUUGAUGAGUUGUCUUCUGAUAAUCACACGAGUGAUACAAGAGAUGUAUCUGAUGAGGACAUAGACUUCAGUAAGAUAUUAUCACAAAUUCAGAGGAAGAAAGAUCACAUGGAGUGGGAAUUUGAGGCUGAUAUGCUUGCAGAUUUUGGCAAAGAUUCUGAAUUGUGUAUGAAGGCUGUGUGUGCUCUCUAUCAACAGCAAACUUCUGAGGAACAGAUGAGCAGGGGAACAUUGUAUACUAACCAGCGAGGAUUCAGCAAGUUUGAUGCUAACAGAGGGAGCACUUUGGCCGAGUACCUCACUCAUGGAGAUCCUCGUGGUGGUUUGAAGAAGUCUCUCAAGGAAUUGCAAGAACAUGACCCCAAAGCAGUUGAACUAUGCAGAACCUUUGCCAUUCGCUACUCAAAGCAGCUAUACCAUAUCUACAUAAACAAAGAGAACCCUUUCUUUCCUUAAUUACGUUUCAGUCUUAGGUUGAAACAAACACCAACUAGAUUAUAUAAUUAUGUUUCAAUUUAAAUAUUAUGGUGCCUAUAUGUGUAUGCAUAUGCUGUCCACUGUUACUCUUUUAAUUAGUUAUAAUCGUAUUUUUAGUAA
Molecule: messenger RNA, 1966 nt
Organism: Vigna umbellata (rice bean)
Lineage: Eukaryota; Viridiplantae; Streptophyta; Magnoliopsida; Fabales; Fabaceae
Source: RefSeq, a predicted model, not a curated record